Glycine soja is the source of this 762-nucleotide messenger RNA. RefSeq lists its product as uncharacterized. NCBI's taxonomy places the organism in Eukaryota, Viridiplantae, Streptophyta, Magnoliopsida, Fabales, Fabaceae. Bases 1 to 762 code for a protein of 253 amino acids. The record is from RefSeq and is a predicted model, not a curated record. The transcript is spliced from 2 exons.
AUGAUUACCUUUGCCCUUACUGCAAUAGAGGAGCUUGGAGGAGAUGAACCUAUAAGCUAUUAUGAAGCUGUGAACACACUGAACCCAACCCUGAUUUUGUUCUAUGGAAGAAACGUGAUCGUUUUGUCCUACUGUGGAUUAAAUCCACCUUAUCAGAAAAAAGCCCUCUCCUUGGUCGUACGUGCCACCUCUUCUCACAUGGCAUGGACUGCCAUUGAAAAGACCUUCCAAGCUCAAACACGAGCUAGACGCAUGGCAAUGAAGGUUCAACUACAAACUCUAACAAAAAGGUCUCUUUCUAUGCUUGAAUAUAUUGAGCGCAAACGCUUCAUUGCUGACUCUCUUGCUGAAAAUCUUCAUCCAAUUUCUGAUGAGGAUCUUAUUGGUUAUAUUUUAAGCAGCCUUGAUUCCUCUUAUAGUGCUUUCUCAACUGCUUUCAUAAUGAAGUCUGAUGAUGUCUCUGUUGAUGAUCUUGUUGGCCUUCUUCUUCAAGAGGAGGCUCGCUUAGAGCAGGAACAUGUUCAUCAAGCUGUUGUUGUUUCACAGCCCACUAACCCAACCCCACUUUUGUCUACUUCUGUUGUUUACACUACAAAUCGGUUCUCAAACCGGUCUUCUUCCACCAACAAUCCAAACAACAAUUCUGGUUCGUUUCCUAGGCGCAACGUUGACAACCCUCGUCGUCGUCCUAUCUGUCAACUGUGCAGUAAACCAGGACACGAGACUAUUGAUUAUUGGCAGCGCACUAAUCAAACUAAUUAA